Fusarium poae is the source of this 402-nucleotide messenger RNA. RefSeq lists its product as uncharacterized. The transcript has a single exon. Lineage: Eukaryota; Fungi; Ascomycota; Sordariomycetes; Hypocreales; Nectriaceae. The record is from RefSeq and is a predicted model, not a curated record. Bases 1 to 402 code for a protein of 133 amino acids.
AUGUCUGCCCGCCCGCUCCCGCCCUUCCUGCCGGACAGCGUCGAGUCAUUCCGUGACCAUGCCCCGGAACACCUAGACGAUUGGUUCGAAUACUUCCGGAACGUUUAUACCUACGCCGAGAACGCCCAGAACCGUAUAUCCCAGCUGGAGAAUGAGACCCAGAACAUGAAGGAUAAACAUCAAGGACUCGAACAAUCCCUGCAACAAAUCACCACUGAGCGUAACUUUGCCCGAGCCCAGCUCGAGUACACUGAGCAACAACACGAGAAGGCCCUAAAGAGGAAGGACGACGACAUCUUCGAGGCCCGCCUCGCCGAACGUCGCGCCCUCGAUGCCACCCGACCUACCGUACCUACUAUCCGUGAACCCCCGAGACUAGCGCUCCCGCUGAGCUUCGUGUAG